This is a messenger RNA of Nakaseomyces glabratus, 858 nucleotides long. RefSeq names its product Fub1p (gene FUB1). The record is from RefSeq and is a predicted model, not a curated record. Lineage: Eukaryota; Fungi; Ascomycota; Saccharomycetes; Saccharomycetales; Saccharomycetaceae.
AUGAUGUUGGUAAAUACCAAACUAGAGUUAGCUGUCAAGCUAGUUCAGGAAUAUUUUACAGAAUACGCCACUGCUUCUGUAUCUUUUGAUAACUGGUUCAGUAAUGAGGUUGUGAAAGUAGAGAUUGUCUGCAAGAAGUGCGAAGAACAGCAAAUAUUGAAGCUGGCUGCUUUUGAGACUAUCAAGGACAAGCAAUGUAUGAUUAGUAUAUAUUCUGGAGAUGAAAUUCUAUCACAAUCAUUGUUUCAGUAUGCAGAUGAUAUGCAGGUUGUUGAUGCAAUAAAAUUACCCCUUGACUUUGAGGAGUAUAAGGAUAGAUACUCCUCUAAGAUCAAUGAAGUUCUGGAGGGUAUUGGCGUAAAGUUAAACUUGAAGAAUUAUGUUAACAAAUUAAGAGAAGACUCUGCUCAGGAUCAAAAUGAAAGAGCACAUCCACAUGAUAUGCACAAUAAUCCUCUGGAAAGAUACCCACAAAGAGUAGAAAGGACGAGCAAUCGAGAUGAUAUACCCAAGUUUGAAGAUGAAUAUGAAAUUAACAGCAGGAGAACUGAUCCUAACUGCUUGGAACCUCCAGGUGGUUAUGGCGAUCGCGAUUUAUAUCCGACAGGUCAGAAGUACCCCAAUCUAAAUAAUCCAAAUGUUAUGCCACAUUUGCCCAAUAAUCAAGGUGGUAUGGUAUUUGAUCCUUUUGGUGACAGGAAUCAUGUCAGAAACCCAAGAGAUAUGCCUCCCGGUUGGAUACCUGGUGCUAAAUUUGAUGAUCCAUAUGGUAGACCGCCAUCUGGUUUCCCUGGUGGCCCCAGCAGUGGCCCUGGUGGUUUUGGCUCUGGCGGUUUUGGCUCUAACGGAUUUAUUUAA